This is a messenger RNA of Triplophysa rosa, 2605 nucleotides long. RefSeq names its product chromosomal protein D1. Gene Ontology annotation, cellular component: chromatin; nucleus. Gene Ontology annotation, molecular function: DNA binding. NCBI's taxonomy places the organism in Eukaryota, Metazoa, Chordata, Actinopteri, Cypriniformes, Nemacheilidae. The record is from RefSeq and is a predicted model, not a curated record. The transcript is spliced from 4 exons. Gene Ontology annotation, biological process: regulation of DNA-templated transcription.
GGGUUGAUGGGACGGGUCUUAAAAGAAUGAAGAGGAAAACGUGGUUUGGGAGGAAACGCUGAGAAGUGACUGCUGCUGGGAUAGCGGACAGGAGACCCGGAGGAAUGAGAGGACGACAGAUGAGGUCGUCGAAAUCGCGGGAAACGGAGGAGAACGUUUGACUGAUUGGAGUUCUUGUUUUAAUGGAAGAAAUGGUGGUUGCAUAACAAAUGAACGCACUGGAGCUGCAGUUUGGAGUUGUCAGAGUUAUUUCUUCCCCAAGAGCGGAAUGACGGAAGAGUUGCAGCAUGUACGAAUCUCAGCACCAGUCAAGCAAGGGCACCAACACGAUGGAAACUGAGAGCCAAGAUAGUUCGGAAAGCACUCUGCCCAACGGCAGCACCCAUCCAACCAAACGUGGACGAGGCAGACCGCGGGGGUCGCUCAACAAGAAAUACAAGCAAUACAUGGAGAAAGCGAGUCCCAGAGCACCCAAAAAAGUUGACUUCUUUGCCCCUGAGAUAGUCCUAAAGUCGACUAAGAAACGUGGUCGACCAAAGAAGAUAAAAAUCCGCGGCAGGCCAAGAAAGAUCCCGCUCACGCCGGAGGAGGAAUCUGAGAUACUUCGUAGGCAGACCCUACUGCGCAAGCGAAAGUUGUCGAAACCCCUCGGAAGGCCACGCAUUCAUCCCGUUGCAGUAACCCCCAAGAUCAAAAGGGGAAGAGGAAGACCGCGCAAAUACGAAGCCGUGGCAAGAUCGCCGUCGCAAAACGAUACCGACAGCUGAGAAAAAGAGUACACGUCUAGUGUUGAAGUUAGCAUCGAAGGUGCUUAUGACACCCCCCGCAAGAGAGGGAGGCCGUUAGGUUCCUUUAAGAAGAAGAGGGGUCGGCCUUCGAGUUCUGCCAAGGUUCCAACCAAAAAAGUCUCCGAUGGCAUCCCAAGAAAAAGAGGCCGGCCUCCAGGCUCCGGUUCCAAGGUAAAGAUAGUUAAAGUGGUGAGUGGACCACCUCGAAAGAGGGGACGACCCCCAGGCUCCACGAAUAAAGUUAAGAUCAUAAGACGGGAAGCCGAUGGGACGCCACGAAAGAGAGGACGACCCAAAGGCUCCGGGAAAACGAUCACCGUUGUUAAAAAGGACGUGGGAGGUGUUCCGCGAAAGAGAGGUCGACCGCCAGGUUCUGGUAAAAUUAAAUUGUGCGUACCGGAUGAAGUAGAUUUAGAUCUGUGCAACUUUGUUAGUACCAGUGCUCAGCAUCGCAAGAGAGGCCGUCCAAGUAAAGUCAGACUGGCUGUAGUGCUCGAAAAGCUCCCCUCAACGUUCACAGACGACAAGAAGAUGGAGGUUGACGGUCCCUCUCCCAAGCGAAUCCGUGACUCUGAUUCUCCUUUGCAAGUUCCAGAUGAAUCUACAGAAGAAGAUCCAACAUCUGAGGAGAAAGGUGCAGAGGUUUCGGACGAAGAAGAUAACACUGUCGAUGGUCCGAAAGUGAACAACAUAAGCGAGCAGGAGAUGGGAGAAGAAAUGUAUUCAAGAGUGGGGUCAGGUAAAUUCAAGAAAAAGAAAUGAAAGGAUCAUUGGUAUUGAAUUGGUAUAUUUUGGACACGCGUGCUGUUGGUGUCGCUUGCCAUGCCGAACUGUGUUGAGUGCAUUUCUCCUACUUUGUAAUUCAUUUUGCUCAUAAUCUCAGUGAGCACAAUGAUUGGCUUUCUUGUUUUAUUUCUUUAAUUUUUUUGCAUGGUUAAAAAAUGUGUCUGCAAUGCUUAAUAAUUGAAAGCAUGCUAAAUUGGAGAAGUUUGCAGCCAGUUGUUUUGGGAGCCAAAAUGAUAAUACUCAGAUUUUAGUUUAAUUUAAAAAGUUGAAAUCCCAUUUCAUUCGUAACCGAUGCCUUGUGCCAAUGAUUUUAAAGCGCUAGUGUGUGCACACAGAAUCUGGAACCUAAAUUCAAUGCUUAAAUUGCACUGGCAAAGGGUUUUUACUAAAGCUGUGAGAAUCUCCAGCUUCUUGGAGGGAUGGUGGUUAAAGGGUUCACCCAAAAAUCUAAAUUUAGUCAUUAUUUACUCAUCAUCGCUUUUUCAUACUAACUUAACAAUUUUUAUACAGUUUUUCAUUUCAUUUUUGGGUGAACUGAAGCGCAUCUGUGUAGUGGUUUUUAAGUAUUUCUUAAAAAUAUUUUUCAGCGUAAAUUCUGUGUUUUAUAGUGAAACUUUUUGUUAUGCUUUGUGUCACGUUUGUCUGAUAGUUUGCUCAUAUGUAGGUGUUGACCGAGUGCUUAGUUUAUGGCUUCCAUCUUGAAUGUCAUUUUGCUCAAAUAUUGUGAUUGCUUCGAUUUUACGUCGUUUUUCAAAAUGUGAACAUACUUCAAUUCUGGUUUGACAAUAGGUUCGUUAUUCAUUUUCAUAUCAUGUCUGUUUUUUGUAUACAAAAUCUUUUAUUGUUUACUUUUUCAUGUUAACCUUCUUCAUUUGUGUAUAAAAUAUAGACAUCUUGCUAUAAACUGUAGAUUUUAAUUCAGUCAUUCAUACAUUGUUUAGGUUUUUUAUCUAUUUAUCAAUAGAUGCUGAUAACAUGUUGUUUUAGGUGAGAUCUUGCAUUUAGAAACGUUAAUAAAACUCACUGUUCAA